Messenger RNA from Annulohypoxylon maeteangense, 795 nucleotides. RefSeq lists its product as uncharacterized. The record is from RefSeq and is a predicted model, not a curated record. NCBI's taxonomy places the organism in Eukaryota, Fungi, Ascomycota, Sordariomycetes, Xylariales, Hypoxylaceae. Bases 1 to 795 code for a protein of 264 amino acids. Gene Ontology annotation, biological process: mycotoxin biosynthetic process. The transcript is spliced from 3 exons.
AUGGGGUACUCAUACUAUGCUGAACGUGUAAGCAAUAAAGACAUAGGAUCUAUGAAAGAGACUGAAUCGCGCUACACCCCUAUCCCCUCCGAAGAUGAGGGCACGGACAUCGUGAGAGACUUAUAUGCCAUCCAUGUCUGGCGACGGAGGUUCUAUGGCCUUCUAUUCUUUUCAAUAUCGGUUACUUCAUUAUUCAUUGCAAGUCUGUUAUACCCCACCAACCGAAUAUCCUCAGGCUGUCCGUUAUCGAUAUCAAAUGUCAAGAUUCCAUAUUCACCAGCACCUGUGAGAUACGUGAAUAGGAACCUCACAAGGGAUUUCGAUAGCUCAAAGUUUUUGGGAAAUCCGCGACUAGAGCUUGAUAAAGCGUGGCAUGGAUUACUCAAUGGAACCGCUAUACAUAUAUCCGAGGAAGACGUCUUGAGGGUUCACGCAUCUAACGCUGUUCGUCUCAAAGAUGGUGGCUAUAUUGGCGGGCUAGGUGUUAUGCACUCAUUGCAUUGCAUAAAACGUAUCAAGCAGUACCUGCACCCAGAAUACUACUAUAGUCAAGGACAACAAGAUUGGGAUGACAUUACUAUACAUAUUGACCACUGUUUAGAAUCUCUUCGUACACAGGCAUUAUGCAAACCUGACCUGAGCCUCUACACAUUCACGUGGACCCCGGAGAAUAAAAUCAAGCCUGAGGUUCAAAUAACCCAAGAGGCUGUCUGUGUUGAUUGGGAUAGGGUCCAUGAAUGGAUGGAAGAAAGGGCGGCGACGAUCAACGAUGUUAUCAGACCGUUGGGAGGUUAG